Messenger RNA from Corticium candelabrum, 1308 nucleotides. Its product is annotated as 52 kDa repressor of the inhibitor of the protein kinase-like. Gene Ontology annotation, molecular function: protein dimerization activity. The transcript has a single exon. The coding region runs from base 1 to 1308 and encodes 435 amino acids. NCBI's taxonomy places the organism in Eukaryota, Metazoa, Porifera, Homoscleromorpha, Homosclerophorida, Plakinidae. The record is from RefSeq and is a predicted model, not a curated record.
AUGGCUGGCAAAUGCCAAGGUGCUGCUGCUCGAAUCCAGGCCAACUAUCCUAAGGCUUUGUAUUUUCACUGUGCUGCACAUAUUCUAAACCUUUGUGUUGUUGGAGCUUGCAAGGUCCAAUCUGUGCAAAACAUGAUGGGGUUUUUAAAGGAAAUCAGUCUCUUCUUCUCUAAUUCGCCCAAAAGACAACAAGAGCUGGAAAGUCAAAUAAUGGAAGUGACCGACUCUGAAACAAACAAGAGGAAACUUGUUGAUUUGUGCAGGACACGAUGGAUUGCCAGAAUAGAAGCUUUUGAAGUCUUUGAAUCUCUUUUGUCAUCAGUUGUCAAUAGCCUGGAAGUAAUAAGUGAAGGAGCCAGAGCAGGUUGGAAUGUAGAGUCAGCUACAAUGGCAAGAGGAUUAUUUCACAGCAUCAUGAAAUUUGAAUUUUUAAUUACGUUUGUGGUGGUAAAGAAGGCUCCAUGUUAUAUCAAAGGAUUGACACACUUACUUCAGAAGAAAACUCUCGAUAUCUGUACAGCCUACGGUGAGGUUGACAAUGUAAAGCUUUCUCUUGCACAAGUUAGACAGACCAUUGAUAUUGUACAUAAAGAGUGGUAUCAGGCAGCUGUGACAAUUGGGGACAAAAUUCACGCACCAGAACCAUCUAUUUCACGAUGUUGUGGCAGGCAAAGCAACAGAAGCAACGUGCCUGGGGAUUCUCCUGAAGUGUAUUACCGCAGGCUAGUUACAGUGCCAUUUAUUGAUGAGCUUUUGAAUCAUCUAGACAACCGAUUUGCUAUCAGUCACAUUAAAGCUGUAUGCACAAUGAAGAGCCUAAUGCCAGCUUCCUUCAUGACAUCUGUCGGUGAUUUGGGUUCAAGUAUGGGGGAAUUGGAUGUGAAAACUAUGGGACUUGACGACUUUGAAUUCUACCUUGACGAUUUACCAUCUGCUGAUGGGCUGCCUCAGGAGAUGCACAACUGGGUCAACAAAUGGCGCAGAUUCAAAGGAGCGUUUCCUCACACGCCUGCAGAUUGCUUGUCAUAUGCUGACGAAACUAUGUACCCAAACAUCAACUGUGUGCUGCGCAUAUUUUGCACACUGCCAGUCACGACAGCAGAGUGUGAAAGAUCCGUGUCUGUCUUAAGGCGACUAAAGACAUACCUCAGGUCCUCAAUGGGCCAAGAAAGACUAAGCAGUUUGGCUCUACUACACAUCAAUCAGUCGAUGACAAUCGAUUUUGAUGCAGUUAUUAACAGUUUUUCCAGGAAACAUCCGCGAAGAAUGAUUUUGAAAGACAUUUUGUCAACUUGUAUAGAUACAUAA